AUGCUCUUUCUUCAAGGAUCAGAGGCUAUAUUUAAAGUGGCUUUAAGCCUUUUGGGAAGCCAUAAGCCCUUGAUUCUGCAGCAUGAGAACCUAGAAACUAUUGUUGAUUUUAUUAAAAGCACUCUCCCUAACUUGGGUUUGGUACAGAUGGAAAAGACCAUUAGUCAGGUGUUUGAAAUGGAUAUUGCCAAGCAGUUGCAAGCUUAUGAAGUUGAAUACCAUGUGCUUCAGGAUGAGCUUAUAGAUUCAUCUUUAAAUGACAAUCAGAGACUGGAUAAAUUAGAAAAGGCAAACAGUAGCUUGCGCAAACAAAACUUUGAUCUCCUGGAAGAACUGCAGGUGGCUAAUGGAAAGAUCCAAAACCUUGAAGCCACAGUAGAGCUUUUAUUGACCAAUGAAGGCAAACUGAAGGAGUCCAUUCUCACUCUUGAGCAGGAACGAGCAGGUUUGCUGAAAGCCGUGGAAGAGAUGCAGAAAAAGAUGGGUGAUACAGCUGGGAAGCCUCUACUUACUAGACAAGAACACAUGGAUGCUGACUGACACUCACAGAUGUAAUGGAGCAGAGAAGCUGAGCAAGAAACAAAGGGAAGAACUGGGUCUUUCUGUCAUGAUCCAUAGGGAUUUGACAUAGUCACCUUCAUUGUACAUGCCUUACUGUAGCAAAGCAAGAUACAGGCAUGGUGGCUUCCCAUAUCAGAGAACCUGGUUUCUCGGGGAGAAGGCUUGUUCUUCUUAGUGUGUAGAAAUACUAUGAACCAUAAGAUGCCACAUAAUAAUAAGCAGGAGAAACCUAAUCAUGCAUGCAGUCAUACACAAUACACUGUAAAGAUGUCAUGCAUUCUUCCUUAAGUGCUUCUAAACCUAAGUGCU
Messenger RNA from Pelecanus crispus (Dalmatian pelican), 870 nucleotides. The record is from RefSeq and is a predicted model, not a curated record. NCBI's taxonomy places the organism in Eukaryota, Metazoa, Chordata, Aves, Pelecaniformes, Pelecanidae.